CACUCAUGUCAAUAACAUCUUUUUUUACUAACUUUAUUUAAUUACUAAGAACAUAUACCAUAUUUACAACAGUCUUGACUACGGCAAGUAAUGUUGCAUCAUCACAUGUUAUUACUGGAAACUAAUUGUCGACAGGUGAAAGGCCUCAACAUUCCAUUAAUUGACACGACGUAUUCCCAAAGGAAACCUGUGAUAACUGACACGUCGCUAGAAGAUGCAAACAGAAUUAUAUUCAGUCCGUGGGACGCAAUCUCGGGCUACGAGGAGCCCGUGACCGACAAUGUAAUAGACAUUCCGGGCAAUAUCGGCGGCGUAGUGGGCAUUCCCGACGUUGAUAGCAAUCGGAAAAACAAGGAGAGUACCCGUCUUGCGCCGAGAAUAGAGCAAAUACCAAAUAAAUUGAACAUUAGUGCUGAAGAUGAGAAAUCCAAUAAAUCAUCCUCCUUCAGCCAGCUUGUUAUGAGAGUGCAGUCUGUACAUUUUCAUAAGGGUCGGGUUAACGUCACGUGUGUAGCGCACGUUUUAUCGGUGUGGUCGGCGAGCGGAGUACUUUUGCUUGACGAGGAGAGACCUCAAAUUGCGCCUGUCAUGGGCAGCCGAGAUUCCAAUUCGGGCGUACGCAGGACUCCGUCCCUCGUUGCCGCGUUGACGUUGUUCAACAUUUUUUUGUAUUGGCAUUGGUCAAUCCGAUGAUUAGAAGACUAAGAAAAUAUAAUAAGAACUUGUCUUUUCUCGUCUCAACUCAGUGUUAGACUAAAGUUUUAGUGAAUACAAACGAAACAAUGCAGGUGAAGGGAAAGCUGCGACGUGACUUAGUAGUGAAUUUUAUACCUGUAAAUAAACUAGAUAUAAUAUGUUAGACAUUUUAAGGGAGAUAGUGAUGUUUUGCUUAACUGGCAUUAUGUAUUAAACAGUUAACUUCUACCUAAGAACUUAAAAUAAAAUGAU
This is a messenger RNA of Manduca sexta (tobacco hornworm), 948 nucleotides long. RefSeq lists its product as uncharacterized. The transcript has 4 exons. Lineage: Eukaryota; Metazoa; Arthropoda; Insecta; Lepidoptera; Sphingidae. The record is from RefSeq and is a predicted model, not a curated record. The coding region runs from base 91 to 693 and encodes 200 amino acids.